AUGUCUCUGAAACCGAACCUGGAUCAAUUGGCUCUCAACCCCUUCUCUCUCAUCCCCUUCUCUGUCAACCCCUUCUUAGUCAUCCCCCUCUCUUUCGUCCCAGUCUCUGUCGCCCCCCUCUCUGUCGCCUUGUUCUUCGUCACCCUCUUCUCAGUCACCCGCUUCUCUCUCACCCCCUUCUCUACCAGCCCCUCCCUGCCAACUUCCUCCCUGCCCUUUUCCCUCCCCCUCAUCGCUUGUCCUCUGGGAGGGGCUGAAUGGCCCGAGGGUCCUCUGGGAGGCACUAACGGUGAAUACCUGGCCGAAAUCUGUCUCCUUCUUCCCCAAGCUGCGACGCUACCUGCCGCCUUCCUCCCCAAGCGCUGCAGUGUUGUCAUCCCUCAUCGCAAACCCCUUCUCCCUUGCCUCGAACCCCCUCUCUCCCUCUCAAGCGCGUCUUCCUGGCAGACAGCACGAGCGUUCGGCUUCUACGACGGCACCCAACAGACCGAAGUCAACCAGCUGAAUACCGGCCGUACCCAGCUGAAUACUGACGGCACCCAGCUAAAUUCCGGCGGCGACCAGCUGAAUUCCGGCGGCGACCAGCUGAAUUCCGGCGGCGACCAGCUGAAUUCCGGCGGCGACCAGCUGAAUUCCGGCGGCGACCAGCUGAAUUCCGGCGGCGACCAGCUGAAUUCCGGCGGCGACCAGCUGAAUUCCGGCGGCGACCAGCAGCAGCUGAAUUCCGGCGGCGACCAGCAGCAGCUGAAUUCCGAUGGCGUUCAGACCGACAACUCCGUGACGCCGAUUGCAAAUGACAACAGCGGAUACACCAAUAGCGUUGAAUCUGUCCCCGCCAAAACCAGCAAAACGAACUCCGGCGAAAAUUCCGCGGCGAUUGUCGUUCCCGUUGGCGCGACAGUCGGCCCGAUAGCCGUCAACGCCGCUGGCGGGCUCAGAGUGACGGGCGGCAACAACCAGGUGGAGAUUAAUCCUUCCGGGAGUGCUGACGUCAGCUCUGAUCUGCUUAAGACAAGCGCUUCUGGGGAUGCAAUUGGCUCCGCGAAGUUCAACCGUGAGGGGGUUACCGCGAACGUCGACGGAUCUGCAAACGCGAACGUGUUUAACGGCAUCGGGACGGGCGAGGCGAAGGCGAAGGGCAGCGCCGGCGUGACGAAAUCCGGGGUCAACGCGGACGCUUCGGUUGGCGCGAAUGCUGACGUGGCAGGCGUGGGAGCGAAUCUGAAUAUCGGCGCUGGCGGCGGGUUCAACAAGAAAGAAGUUAACGCGAAUGCCGGGUUUGGAGUUUACGGGAACGUGGGGAAUAUCGCAGGUGCCGGAACUAAUAUCGGGUCGAAGGCAAAGGUUAGCCGCGACGAGGUUUCCGCGGACGCCGGGUUUGGAAUUGGCGCGAGUGUGAAAGGUAUUGGGGCUGGAGGUACGGCCGCGUCGGCGGCUGAGAUUAGCCGCAAAGGCGUGAAAGCUGGGGCGAAUGCGGGCGCUUCGGUGCAACUCGGUGACGUUUACUCGAGGAGCUUAGACGUUUCGGCGCGGGCGGAGCUGCGUGGGUUGGGAUUUGAGCUGAAUGUGAAAACCGUCGACCAGGCGAAAAUUUUGGGAUUUCGUCGUAUACCCCCUCCCUCUCCCCUUUGCCUUCCCCCUCCCUCUCCCCCUCCCCAUCCCCCUUCCCCUCCCCCCUCCCCCUUCCCUUCCCCCCCAUCCCCCUCCCUCUCCCCCUUCCCUUCCCCCUUCCUCUCCCCCUUCCCUUCCCCCUUCCCCUCCCCCUUCCUCUCCCCCUUCCCUUCCCCCUUCCCCUCCCCCUUCCUCUCCCCCUUCCCUUCCCCGUUCCCCCCCCCUACUUUCCCUUUUUACCGCACCCUUUGUCCACCACCAACAACACCACCUCCUCCUCCACCUCUUCCAUUUCUCUCCCCCUCUUUUCACUUCUCCCACCCUCCCCCCGCCCCCCCCUUAUAUCCCCAAUCCCUGCAUUCCCCCCUCUCUUCCUUCCACCAACCCCCCUCUCCCCACUAUUUCCCCCCAAACCAUCGCAUGUUCCGCAUCAAGAAGAAGGAGGUCGCCCGCACCCUCCUCACAACACUCUUUCCUGGUACCCAUCCUCUCACUCCUCUCUUCCCCCUCUCCCCCCUCACCCUCCAAACCAUCAGCAAGUUCCGCAUCAAGAAGAAGGAGGUCGCUCGCUCCCUGCGCUGCGUCAACUGCUCCUCCCCUCCCACCCCCUCCUCUCCCUCUCCCUCCCCUCCCUCCUCUCCCUCCCCUCCCUCCUCUUCCCCCUCCCCUCCCUCCACCUUUCCCUUGUUCUCCUGA
Closterium sp. Naga37s-1 is the source of this 2307-nucleotide messenger RNA. The record is from the annotation of a GenBank genome assembly. Lineage: Eukaryota; Viridiplantae; Streptophyta; Zygnematophyceae; Desmidiales; Closteriaceae.